Coccinella septempunctata (seven-spotted ladybird) is the source of this 2455-nucleotide messenger RNA. RefSeq names its product neprilysin-1-like. The transcript is spliced from 10 exons. The record is from RefSeq and is a predicted model, not a curated record. Lineage: Eukaryota; Metazoa; Arthropoda; Insecta; Coleoptera; Coccinellidae. Gene Ontology annotation, biological process: protein processing. Gene Ontology annotation, cellular component: plasma membrane. Gene Ontology annotation, molecular function: metalloendopeptidase activity. The coding region runs from base 161 to 2437 and encodes 758 amino acids.
UGAAAAGUUCUCUGCAGUCACUCAAACAUAUUUCACAUCCGAGCAAUCCACUGAAACAAUUUCAACAACUCUUGAAGCUGGAGGAUUUCCCCAAAAAAUUACUGAACUCAGUGUUGAAACGGAAAAUACACCAACGACUCAGUUCAGGACAGAAAAAAUAAUGCCUUCGACGAUUACCAGUACUGAAGAAACCAAAACUAUAUUUACUGAUUCAAGUACUGAGCCUGAAGUAUCCAGCACACAAUCAACCCAAGAGGUUUCCCAGACUUCAACUGAUUUCACAUCUUUCAAACCAACCACAAUAAAUGAAAGUGAUUAUCUGGAUGAGGAGAAUAAUAAUCGAAAUGAGAGUUCGAAAGAAGGAAACGAAGAUUUCAAUACUUUGAAUUUCAAGGACAAGGAUACGUGUUCAUCCAGAAAAUGCAAUAAAAUGGCUGCUCGCAUCAUCAGUUUCAUGGAACCUUCGGAAAAACCCUGUAACGACUUUUACAAUUACGCUUGUGGGGGCAUUCAUGUGGAUGUUAAAGAGCAAGUCGAUAUUUUCGAAUCAGAAAUGUCUGGGAAGGAAACACCGAAGUUUUUGAAGGAUUUUUUCAAUUUUUAUCGAUCUUGUAAGGACUAUGAAGAUAGGUUCCUCUACAAGGAGCGCAUUGAAGCUCUAUUCAAGAUCCUACUUAGAGAUGUUGCUGGAUAUGAUGACGACCCAGAUUUAGAACAGCUAUUGGCCAAUUUGACGUUGAUGGAAUCCUUUCCUUAUUUGGAAAUUGGCAUUGAUGUUAAUCCCAAAAAUUCUUCAUCGUUCAUUUUAGCGCUGAGAAAGCCCAAAUACAAAGCUCCAAAUUCUCAAUUCUGGUCAUCAUUUUCAGAACGCCGAAGAAAAUGUUUGAGGAAAACCAGUGAAAAACUAAAUGCAUCUACUUCAGAUGGCUCGAACCUUUAUAAUGAAUACUGGAGAUGUUAUCUUAAUCAUGCUGAUUAUCUAUUAACUAUUGAAUCAUUAAGUGUAGAGCAGAAUGAUGCUCUAAGGAAAAAUCAAACUCUCGAGGAAAUAAAACAAUCGGUUGGAAAUAUUUCAAAAUGGUUUCUGCAUUUGGACGUAUCCCUGAAUAGUCCAAAUAUUCACUUCCAGUCUCUAAUAAAAGUUGAAGAACUUCGACGAAAAUAUCCAAUAUUGAACUGGAGGAAAUUUUUUUCGUUGAUAAGUAAUGGGGAUAUUCAAGGAGACGAUAUAGUUUGGAUUGACAAUAAUGCUCAUUUCGAAUUACUUAUGAUCAGAAUGGCAGAAAUAGAAAGGAGAGAUUUGGCUAAUAUCCUGAGAUCAAUUGGCGAAUACAGUAUUUUCGAAAAUAUCAUUCUUCAGAACCAUAUCGACUCAAGGACAGAAUUCUGCAAAAGACAAGCUAAAUAUUUGAUGCCGGACGUUGUCAACUAUAUAUAUAAAAUAAUACCGAAUUCUGAACUCCCUGAACGCAGUGGUUAUAUUCGAAACAUUUUCGAUCAUUUCAAAAUCCAAUUCAACAGUUCCUUGGAGUCUAGUACAUGGAUUGAUGAUGAUAGCAGAGAAGCGAUGAUGGAAAAAUUGCAAGGAAUCAGAUUGUCCUUAUUCAAGACAGAAGAUUAUGCAGAAGAAAGAGACUUUUUGAACCGCAUAUAUAAUGGAAGUGUGAUAGAAAAUGAUUAUCCAACAAAUUUGAUUAAUCUGAUAAAACAUAAGAAUCAGCAAAUACUAUCGUUGUCAGGGCAAGAGGUUACUUCAGCCAAAAUACAUCGUUAUUUGAUCUCUGCCACUGAUGACCUUCCUUUGUAUAUCGAGAGUAAUGGAGUAGCUUAUAUUCCUUAUGGUUUGAUUGAGAAGGCAUCCAAAGAAUUACCAGACUACAUAGUAAUGGCCCAAGUGGGCUUUCCUCUAGCAAAAAUAAUAGGUCAAGCCUUCAGUCCAACCAAUAUUAAAAAUAUCCGAAUGAAUCCGGAAACCUACGGGCAAUAUUCCCAUUUUUUGAAUACAAUGAGAGGCGAUGGGACUUUCUCGAAACCAUUCAUAUUCAACAAUCAUAGCUUAUUCUUAGAGUCAACAAUAGAUCCAUAUCUUGAUGAUCUGAUCGUAGAAAACACAGCUUUGAGACUUCUCACUGAUAGGAAGGAAACAUUUGGAAUGCAGUCUUUGUUACCUUGGAUUUCAUAUCAGUUCUCCAGAGAGAAAAUUUUUUUUCUUAGACUUACACAAGAAUUAUGUCGAAAAAAAGAAGUUAUGGAUGUGGUUAUCGAAACCUACCAGAACAAUGUAGUACCUUCACCUCUAAGGAUUUUGAAUAUUCUGAGCCACUCAGAGGAAUUUUCGAAGCAAUUCAAUUGCGAUAGUCAAUCAUCAGUAUUCCGAACUUUCAAGUUGCAGUUUCCAUACAUCCAAAUGAAUUUUGACAUGGGAUUGUUGAAUUGAAAUAAACUUUUUAAUACA